AUGCCGCCCAAAUUUGACCCUAGUCAGGUUGUCGACGUGUACGUGAGGGUCACCGGAGGCGAAGUCGGUGCGGCCAGUUCUCUCGCUCCCAAAAUCGGACCUCUCGGUCUGUCGCCCAAAAAAAUCGGUGAAGAUAUCGCCAAAGAGACCGCCAAGGACUGGAAGGGCCUUCGCGUCACCGUCAAGCUCACCGUCCAGAACCGUCAGGCUAAGGUUAGUGUCGUCCCCUCUGCGGCAGCUCUGGUUAUCAAGGCGCUUAAAGAGCCUGAGAGAGACAGGAAGAAGACCAAGAAUAUCAAGCACAACGGGAAUAUCUCUCUUGAUGAUGUGAUCGAGAUUGCGAAGGUUAUGAGAGUAAGAUCGAUGGCUAAGGAUCUGAGUGGGACCGUGAAGGAGAUUUUGGGAACUUGUGUUUCUGUUGGGUGUACUGUCGAUGGAAAGGAUCCAAAGGACUUGCAGCAGGAGAUUACUGACGGUGAUAUUGAGAUUCCUGAAUGA
Molecule: messenger RNA, 498 nt
Organism: Dovyalis caffra
Lineage: Eukaryota; Viridiplantae; Streptophyta; Magnoliopsida; Malpighiales; Salicaceae
Source: the annotation of a GenBank genome assembly